Messenger RNA from Peronospora belbahrii, 2598 nucleotides. The record is from the annotation of a GenBank genome assembly. NCBI's taxonomy places the organism in Eukaryota, Oomycota, Peronosporomycetes, Peronosporales, Peronosporaceae.
AUGACACCUGUAAACAACAAUUCCUCCUUGUCCGAGUCUUCUGCUGUUAUGGAUAUGACUGUACUUACCCAAUCAACAAAUGAAUCAGCUUUACAACACUCUCAAGUCAAUGCCGACCAAGUUUUACAUUCGGAAAAUGACCGGAGAAGACAGGAGACAGUAAUAAAGCCACAAGACGUUACGAAGGACAAGACGGUGUCACGAGUGAUGAGUGGCAGUAGUCUGAUGUCAGAUGGUGGCAUUAGUCAUAGUCAUCAGAUGGUGCCAUUACUGACAGAUUGUGUCACGAUUCACAACGAGAAGCUAGAGUCACAAUGUAGUACUAGUAGUCGUAAUCCAAGGCAUGUCACACCAGUGAUUAGUAUACAAACGACUGACAAGAUGGCUUCAUUCAAUCGUGCAGCGAAAUGCUCGACAGCAUUUGAUUCCAACUUGACUCGACCACGAUCAAUGAAAAAGAAGAGUUUACAACAAGUGACACCGAAUAAUCAAAGACCAUCAAGAGCUGCUGCAGCUGCUGCUACUGCUGGCAUGACGCGUCAAGUUAAGCAAGAGCGAAUUGGUUCAUUGGAAAUGUUAAUUUCUUCCGCUUUGGAACUGGAAAAUAUGGAUAUUGAUAUGGAAAUGCAGGAAAGUACGAAGAAAAACAAAAUGACAACAAAGGAUGGACUGAAUCGAGCACUGAAGCGAUCACGAGUGACUACGAUGAAAAUGCAGGAAAAUACACUUGAAAUUGGCAGCAGUACGAGGCAGAAGUUGUUACGUGGAAAAAAGCAGCGUCAAAGUACAACAUAUCGAGCAAAUUUGGACAGACUUUCAUCAAUUGGCACAGAUAUGUCACCACUUUCGUUCACGAGCACGAGUUCAGAGUUACGUGUAAGGAGAAGGAGCAAGUCUAAGAGCAAACAGAAUGUGAAAACCAAGACGAAGGGGACGCAUUUAGUGCGAGAGAUGAGUACGUCUGACAAUCGACACUGUGAGUUUUGCAAGUCAGUCGCAAACAUUUGCGUGCUAAUGCAUUGUCAAGCCUGUCAUCGUGUAUAUCAUGCGAAGUGCUUACUGCAUGCAUUUAAACCCUAUGUCGAUGAGAGUACACCGAUUUUUGAUCAGAUAGAACGCUUACAGCUUCAAGUGCCGGAGCGUCGUGGCAAUAUGUUUCGCUGUUCGUCAUGCAAAGCUGCAUUUUUGGACUUUUACGAGAGUGAGGGGUACAUGUGGGACUGUGAUUGCCCUACUUGCUCGCAGCCUGAGAAAACCGUUUUGUAUCGCCGGAUGAAGUUGGUGCAGAUGAUGAACGACAUGGGGCUAGAGAAGCAACGCAAAAAAGAGCAAAAAGUUCAAAGGAAGAAUGGGACUUUCAAUACUGGUGGAAAGCCACCCGCGUCGACCCCAAGCCGGUCAAAUUUGCUACCUCACGGUCGACGCAUACGAGGAAGCAGCACCAUAUCUGAUGACCACGUUGCCAGCUUGCCGAAACUACAGAUAACAACGUCCGAGACACGGCGUGCGUCAGUCGAUGACCACGAGAUAAUGAAAGUUGAGCCUGUUAGCGAGCCAGAAGAGUUAGAGCUUUCAGGAGAUGACCUUGUUGGUGCUGUGCAGAUAGUGCGUGAUGAAAAGAACGAUAAUUGGUGUUUUCCUGUCAUGUGCUCACAAACAUCAAGCGUUCGAGAAUCUGGUGUGAUGAAAACGGGCAAGUGCAAGUGGUUUCCGGAAAAGCACUCGCUUAUUGAGUGCAACUGUUGUGCCAAAGCUUUCAAUCUUUCCGAGUUUGUACACCACACUGACAGUAGUUUGGUCAAAAACGCAAACGCUGCCAACAAACAGUCGAUGCCUUUUUUGUUCGUGCAGCACCGUGACGCUACGCAGUACACUUUACUCAAACAUUUUAUUCGGGCUCUGAGAGACUGGUCCGAUCGACAUUGUGCGAAAAACACAGUGACAAAGCCGCGUCGAAAUCACACUACAAAGCAAGAGAUACUCGCUUCCGUCAAGACACCUACAACGAGUACCACACAUCCGGAUGCUGUCACGGAGUUGCUUCAACGUCGUGUUUCUAGGCUCCAAGCACUUGCGUUAUUCAAGCGUCCAAAGCACGAGAAUAGCAUUUCAAACUCAACCGCAGUGGGCUCGAUUGAUCCAGCAAGCUUGGAUUUCGUCGCCCAGGUUGUCUGCCUGUCACCGAGUUAUGUGAUCAAUAUGCAGAACGGCAGUCUUGCUGACCGUGUCGUGCGGUCAAAAACAACAGCACCCGAAGGCUCAUUUCCACGCAAAGCUGGCUGGAUGACUAUCAUGCGCACAUUACCAUUGACGCGCCGAAUCACUUGCUGCUGCUGCAAGCAAAUCUUUAGUCUUGAUGAGUUUGUCGAACACGCUGGCAUCUCAUUGCGUGAGCUGCAAAAGAGAUCUCACCAGCUUUUGUACAUUGUGGAGCGACAGGAUGAAUCAGCUUUACUGCCGUUUAAAACGUUUCUAUCGGAUCUGGAUUUUAUCACGUCACAUCAGGUCGAUAUGUUCUUGGAUGAGUUAUUACCGCCACUAGCUCGUCCAAUUUGGAAUCAAGUACUGGAAAGUCUUGGAAGGGUGAGAAUGAUUUAG